Hydra vulgaris (swiftwater hydra) is the source of this 1938-nucleotide messenger RNA. Its product is annotated as transmembrane protein 104. Lineage: Eukaryota; Metazoa; Cnidaria; Hydrozoa; Anthoathecata; Hydridae. The record is from RefSeq and is a predicted model, not a curated record.
GCGAAAAAAAAAGACAAAUAAAAUGUACUUAAAAUAUUUAAAACUAAUAAUGAGAAUAUAUUGAAAUCUGUAAAUAAUGUAGUCUAGAGAUGAUAAACAACAACAAAAAAGUAAAACGGCCUUUGUUUCCGGACCUUAAUAUUCAAAUCAAUUAAAAAAAUAAAUCAAAGCUAACGAACCAAGCGAUUUAAAAAAAGUCUGAAUAAUAAAUAUGAAAUAAAGACGUAUAUAAACUCGUUAGAAUAGCAUGUCAAAUCUAAAGAUUUCUGAAGAUGUUCAAUAUUAUUCUUGGCAGAUUGCUUUUGUUUAUGUUUUCAAUUUAAUUGUUGGUGCUGGUGCAUUGACUCUUCCAAAAGCUUUUGCACAAACAGGAUGGGUUCUUGGACUAGCUGCUCUUGGUGUUUUAGCUUUAAUGAGCUACUGUACGACAACUUUCAUGAUUGAGGCAAUGUCAAUUGCAAAUGCAAUUAUUCGGAUAAAAAAUAAAUCAGGGCCCACUGAAUCAUGCCACCUCUGUAGCAGGUUCAUAUAUGGUAAAAUGGCUGUCAAUAGUGUUGCUCAAUAUGUUACCAAUGAUGCUUUUCCUGAAGUGGAACAAACUUUAAAUAUUCAAACUGAUGAAGAUAAUGAAGAUCUAAUCAGUAAUCAUUCAAAUAAUGAAGUUUACUUAUAUGAAAUAACUGAAAAAGUUGAAAUGGGGCAACUUGCAAGAUUUUUCUUCAAUAAAGUUGGUUUGGUGCUGUAUUACAUAGUUAUUGCAUUGUACCUUUAUGGAGAUCUUGCUAUAUAUGCUGCAGCUGUACCUAAAUCUCUGACAACAGUUAUUUGCGGAGGAACUGUUAGUUUUAAAAAAGAAGAUUUAAAAAAUCCAUGCAAAAAUGCCAAGUCAUUGAGUGUUGAAGACAUGUACAGGAUCAUGUUGGUUGUGUUUGUUGCUUUGUUGUGCCCAUUUGCUUUUUUCAAUUUGUCGAAAACAAAGUUACUUCAGAUCUUCACCACUUUGUUCAGAUGGAUAGCAUUUAUCCUGAUGAUCAUCUUAGCUAUUGUUAAAAUUUCUAAUGGUGAAGGAACUCAUAGAGUUAAACUGCUUGAUUUUACCAAAUUGCCUAAUUUUUUUGGAGUUGCUGUUUAUGCUUUUAUGUGCCAGCAUUCUCUCCCAUCUAUAGUUACACCGGUUCGUAACAAGAGUCGCAUAAAUUUUAUUAUUCUUAUGGACUUUUUCUUAGUAUCUUUAUUUUAUGUACUCUUGGUAUUGACUGCGGUAUUUUCAGUAGCUGAGAGCAAGCUGGAAGAUCUUUAUACGCUGAAUUUUGAAUCCCCUGCUUUUUGCAAAUACUUUUUAGAACUUUUUCCUGUGUUUACACUUUCUACAAGCUUCCCCAUUAUUGCAAUAACUUUACGUGAAAAUUUGAAGACUUUGUUUAUGAAGGAAGAUCGUCAAUACGGUUUGUUCAUGCGUCGUUAUUUAUUUCCGUUGGUAACUGUAACACCGCCGGUUAUAAUUGCAUUUGUUACUUCAGACGUAAAUUUUUUAGUCAGUGUAACUGGAUCAUACGCCGGUGCAGUUAUUCAGUACGUCAUUCCGGUCAUGCUAGUCUACAGCGGCCGUAAUCAAAUAAAAAAAUGCCUUGGAAGCUAUGUAAAUAAAUACCGAUCUCCAUUUCGCCAGCGUUCCUGGAUAUUCUUUGUUAUAGCUUGGUACGCUGCCUGCUUGAUUUUUGUCACAAUUGAUCAUAUCAGACAUAGUUAACUUAACACCUUUGACACAAUGGUUGACUUAUUUUUAAAUAAAAUUUUAUUUAAAUCGCACGAAUUAUUUUUUUAUUAGUUUUAAAGUUUAGAAUUUGUUACUAAAAUAAUAUAAAAAAUUCUACGUUUUCAAAGUUAUUUUUUGUAAUACCACUUUAUUUAGAUAAUGUUUAAUUACUAUGUAAAAUA